AUGUCCGACGUUCCCCUGGACAUGCUGAACGGGAUAUCCGGUGCGCUCGCGAAAGAAGGCGACGUACGACAGAUGAUCCUCGUCGCCUUCAUCGGACUAUCAUGCUACAACGUCGCCGAGCUAAUUGUCCUCGUGCCAGCCACAUUCCGCCGGUGGCGCGGGCUCUAUUUCUGGGCCCUGCUCGUCUCAGGCGUGCUCGGCGUGGUACCAUACUCGGUCGGCUUCCUGAUGAAGUUCUUUACUCACACGGACUCCGUGCUGUCGGUUACUGUCCUGACUAUCGGCUGGUGGACGAUGGUGACGGGCCAAUCCGUGGUGCUGUACUCACGGCUGCACCUUGUGCUACGAGACGAGCGCGUGCUGCGCCGUGUAUUGCAGCUCAUCGUCGCGAAUAUCUUUCUCCUGCACGUGCCCACGACGAUCCUCACUUACGGCGCGAAUAUAGUGCACAGCGGCGACGACGCCUGGAUCAACGGGUACAAUAUCAUGGAGAAGAUCCAGCUGACCGGGUUCACGAUCCAAGAGAGUCUGCUGUCAACGCUGUAUGUGAUUGAGACGGUCAAGCUGCUGCGCCUUGGCGCGGAUGUGUCCUCGCGCCCGGAUGCACGGAGCAUCAUGUACCAGCUGAUCGGGAUCAACUGCGCGAUCAUAGCGAUGGAUUUGGUGCUUUUGAGUCUUGAAUAUGCCGAUCUGUACGCCGCGCAAAUCACCGUAAAGGGUUUCAUUUACUCGCUCAAACUCAAGCUUGAGUUUGCUGUGCUUGGUCGUCUGGUGGAUCUCAUUCAGGGGUCUAGACAUCCUAUCUCCAUCGCUAUUGCCGAUACGUUGCCUCUUUGCUCGAUGCAGAGGCCGCCCGAGACGCCUGAUCGCGGCGACGAUGUGCUUUACGAGCAGGCUGAGCCGAAGGACUUUUUGGCUCCGCCGGUCGGAGGCCGAGUUGUUCAGAGGAGGAUGUUUGUGGAGUCUGGAAGGACGGCUUUAUUAGCAAUAUGA
Molecule: messenger RNA, 993 nt
Organism: Penicillium roqueforti
Lineage: Eukaryota; Fungi; Ascomycota; Eurotiomycetes; Eurotiales; Aspergillaceae
Exons: 1
Coding region: 1-993 (330 amino acids)
Source: RefSeq, a predicted model, not a curated record